Messenger RNA from Cricetulus griseus (Chinese hamster), 737 nucleotides. NCBI's taxonomy places the organism in Eukaryota, Metazoa, Chordata, Mammalia, Rodentia, Cricetidae. The record is from RefSeq and is a predicted model, not a curated record.
GUCCUGUGGCUGUCAUCAGUGGCGAGGAAGACUCAGCUAGCCCACUGCACCACAUCAACCAUGGCAUCACCACACCUUCCUCUCUGGACGCUGGGCCCGACACAGUGGUCAUUGGCAUGACCCGCAUUCCAGUCAUUGAGAACCCCCAGUACUUCCGCCAGGGACACAAUUGCCACAAGCCAGACACAUAUGUCCAGCACAUCAAGAGGAGAGACAUCGUGUUGAAGAGAGAACUGGGUGAGGGAGCCUUUGGAAAGGUCUUCCUGGCUGAGUGUUACAAUCUAAGCCCCACCAAAGACAAGAUGCUCGUGGCAGUGAAGGCCCUGAAGGAUCCCACCUUGGCUGCCAGGAAGGAUUUCCAGAGGGAGGCUGAGCUGCUCACUAACCUACAGCAUGAACAUAUUGUCAAGUUCUAUGGGGUGUGUGGUGAUGGGGACCCACUCAUCAUGGUCUUUGAAUACAUGAAACAUGGGGACCUUAACAAGUUCCUCAGGGCCCAUGGGCCAGAUGCGAUGAUCCUCGUGGAUGGACAGCCACGCCAGGCCAAGGGGGAGCUAGGGCUCUCUCAGAUGCUCCACAUCGCCAGUCAGAUAGCCUCGGGCAUGGUGUACCUGGCCUCUCAGCACUUUGUGCACCGGGACCUGGCCACCAGGAAUUGCUUGGUUGGAGCCAACCUACUGGUGAAGAUUGGUGAUUUCGGCAUGUCCAGAGACGUCUACAGUACCGAUUACUACAGG